ACGAUGCAAAAAUAGAAAUAUAGCAACAGGCGUGACCUGUUGAUUUAACCUUAUUACAGCAGGGGGAGAGAGCGGCUUGCCGGCAAAUGGGGCACCGAGACCCAGAGUGACGCACAGCUUCAACCCCCAGGAUCCGGUGACAUCCCUUCCUUGUGACAUCGGAACGUUGAUGUAUGGACUACACGAGAAAUAUAUUGCAAGCAUGAAGCUCCAAGCCACACUGUUCGUAGUGGUCGCAGUUUUUGGUGAAGCUUUCUCCGGCAAAUUACUCCUCAUCCUGUUGGACGGCUUCCGCUGGGACUACUUCGACCAAGGUCUGAAUCUGCCUGCGUUCACGGAGAUCUUCCGUCGUGGUGUCCGCGCACGACAGCUUGUACCUGCAUACCCGCCGGUAUCAUACCCUAACCACUACACCCUGCUUACAGGCCUGUAUGUAGAGUCGCACGGGUUUGUGGGUAACGAAAUGUAUGACGUCACAACAGGAAAAACGUAUUCUCCUUGGUUCGACAACUUAACAGCUGCGGACAGGUCGUUUAUGUAUGACGACUCUGAACCGCUGUGGAUCUCUGCAGUGAAACAGAACAAGAGAGUGUACAUGUUCCACUGGGUUGGCUGUGAGGUCACCAUACAGGGGAGACAACCCACAUACUGUCGGCGGCACACCGACGUCCCCUCCAUUGCUGAUCUCAGACGUGACCUUGACGACAGCGUGGAACUCUUCCUCAACUCUAGUGCAGAUCUGGCAGUGGUGUACCACGAGAAGGUGGACGACGAUGGGCACAGGUACGGGCCAAUGACAAGCAAGGUCAACUCGGCCAUACAGGAAGUAGAUGAGGAACUUGGGCGGAUGCUGAAAAAGUUGGCAAGUCCUGACUUAGGCGACACCGUCGAUGUGAUGAUAUUCUCUGACCACGGCAUGACAACAAUAUCGCCGUCGCAGGUCGUCAACGUGAGCCACGUUCUUCCUACGUCGUCUGUUGACGUCAUUCUUAAUGGAUACGGCUCCCACGUGUAUAUCUGGCCUAAGCCAGGCCGUCUCCAGGAGGUUUACAACGCACUCAAGGACUACAGUCCCUACUACACAGCGUACCUGAAAGAAGAUAUUCCCGCCAGGUGGCACUUCCAGCAUCAUAGACGCGUCCCUCCAAUCCUAUUGGCUGCAAAGAUGCCCUGGUAUAUUGACACGCCCAACUUUGGCUACUACGCUUAUGACACUGGGCCUAUGCUUGGAGAACACGGGUUUGACCCUGCACAGGCCGACAUGAGCGGGAUAUUCACAGCAUUUGGGCCAAGCUUUGUCCCAGGUAUGACGUCAGAGAAGCUCCCCAACGUCGACCUGUACCAGAUCAUGUGUAACAUCCUCAACAUCAAGCCUCGUUCUCACAAUGGCACAUGGUCACGUGUCAGUCACAUGAUCAAAGAUGUAUCUGGGAGUCGGCCGUUGCAGAGUGCUCUGACAGUCGUCGUGCUGUGCAUCAUCCUCGCGUUCUUGAACACCUGGUGUCUUCCAAAUCAAUGACACCCUGGCAUUAGGCAAUGGUCACAUAACUAUUUGUUCGUGUAAUUGUGCAUGCAUUUAAAACUAUUAAAUUGCAAAUGUAAAUCACGAUUAGAAAAUUGUUCGUUAGGUAUUUAUCUUGAAUUUGUGUUACGCUUUUUUAUUCAUGAUUAUGAUGUACUGUAGUAUGCAAGGGCCUAUGGCUUAAACCCGAAAUAAACAUGGUUUAAUUUGAUCAAACAUUAUUAGAAGUUCCUAUUGUUUAUGUAACUACCUACAUAUAAAUGCUUGCAUAUUCGUGUAGAUCUGGCUUUGACAUCAUGAAAACUAAAUAGAUCAGAAUAAAUCAUGAUCAAGUUA
This is a messenger RNA of Haliotis rufescens (red abalone), 1858 nucleotides long. RefSeq names its product glycerophosphocholine cholinephosphodiesterase ENPP6-like. The record is from RefSeq and is a predicted model, not a curated record. The transcript is spliced from 8 exons. Lineage: Eukaryota; Metazoa; Mollusca; Gastropoda; Lepetellida; Haliotidae. Bases 170 to 1519 code for a protein of 449 amino acids.